Phodopus roborovskii (desert hamster) is the source of this 1627-nucleotide messenger RNA. RefSeq names its product basigin (Ok blood group) (gene Bsg). Gene Ontology annotation, molecular function: cell-cell adhesion mediator activity. The transcript has 8 exons. Gene Ontology annotation, biological process: homophilic cell-cell adhesion; axon guidance; dendrite self-avoidance. The record is from RefSeq and is a predicted model, not a curated record. The coding region runs from base 46 to 1206 and encodes 386 amino acids. Lineage: Eukaryota; Metazoa; Chordata; Mammalia; Rodentia; Cricetidae. Gene Ontology annotation, cellular component: plasma membrane; axon.
CCCUUCUUAUAGAGCCGCAGCGGGGCCGCGCUUGGACGAGGCGACAUGGCGGCGGCGCUGCUGCUGGCCUUCGGCUUCGCGCUUCUGUGUGGCCAAGGCGCCUACGCAGCGGCUGGCUUCCUCAAGGCGCCACUGUCCCAGGAGCAGUGGGCGGGGGGCAGCGUGGUCCUGCACUGUGAGGCUGUGGGCAGCCCCAUCCCUGAGAUCCAGUGGUGGUUUGAAGGCAAUGACCCAAACGACAGCUGCUCCCAGCUCUGGGACGGUGCCUGGCUGGACCGAGUUCACAUCCAUGCCACCUACCGCCAGCAUGCGGCCAGCACACUGUCUGUGGAUGGGCUCGCCGUAGAGGACACAGGCACCUACGAGUGCCGGGCCAGCAGUGACCCUGAUCGCAACCACCUGACCCGACCACCCAGGGUCAAGUGGGUCCGUGCCCAAGCAAGCGUGGUGGUCCUUGAACCGGGCACCAUCGUAACCUCCAUCCGCGAUGUCGACUCCAAGACACACCUUACCUGCUCUUUGAACAGCAGUGGCGUCGACAUUGUUGGCCACCGCUGGAUGAGAGGUGGCAAGGUACUGCAGGAGGACAAGCUGCCUGACCUGCAGAUGCAGUACACGGUGGACAUGAAUGACCGCUCUGGGGACUAUGCCUGCAUCUUCCUUCCUGAGCCUGUGGGCAGGGGCGACAUCCAUGUGGAGGGGCCACCCAGGAUCAAGGUCGGGAAGAAGUCAGAGCAUUCCAGUGAGGGAGAAAAUGUGAGGCUGGUCUGCAAGUCUGAUUCAUCCCACCCCCCUAUCACUGAGUGGUCCUGGUUUAAGACCUCUGACUCAGGGAACCAGCUGAUCACCAAUAGCUCUGACAGCAAGUACGUCGUGACAUUCACAGCUGAGAAAUCAGAGCUGGCCAUCAGCAACCUUGACAUAAAUAGCGACCCUGGUACCUACAUGUGUAAUGCCACCAACGCCCAGGGCAGUGUCCAGGAGAAAAUGACACUGCGUGUGCGAAGCCGGCUGGCUGCCCUCUGGCCCUUCCUGGGCAUCGUGGCUGAGGUCCUGGUAUUGGUCACUAUCAUCUUCAUUUAUGAGAAGCGACGGAAGCCGGACCAGUCCCUGGACGAGGAUGACCCUGGUGCUGCUCCACUGAAGGGCAGCGGUCAUCACAUGAAUGACAAGGACAAGAGUGUACGCCAGAGGAACGCCACUUGAGUGGCGGAGCAGGUGGGGUGGGGGGGGGGCACCUGGGCGCCUAACCCCAGCCCAGCAUCUACCUCCACUCCCAUCUUGUCCCAUCCUGUCCCAACCCACGCCCACCCACCCCAACCUGCUAUCCCAACCUGGGUGAAGACAGAGCCUCACCUUGCAGAAGCCCACCUGGAAGAAGCAAGCUGCCUGCAACACCCGUUUCUAGUGCAGAGAAUCUGUUGUUUUCAUUUUUCCUUCCCUUUUUAAUUGCGUCACUACAGCCCUGUAGAAUGGGGGAGUAGGGCCUUGUCCAGAGGCCAGGCCAAACUCUGACUUAUUGGUGGGGGGGGGCACCACCUGCUCCCUUGUAUGGGACUGCCCAUCCCCACCAUGGGCAACAUGGCUGGGUCUGCUGGGACCUCACAAAUAAAGACCUACCCCACCA